AUGUCGUUGCCUUUGAAAUUCAUCUCGUGGAAUUGUAGAGGCAGAUUGCUUAAUCCUCAUAAACAAAAGGCUAUUAGAUCUUUAAUUUCAACUAAUAACAUGGGCUUCAUUGGGUUAAUAGAAUCAAAGAGAGAAGUUGUUGAUGAUUUCUUGGUUCGUAAAUUAUGGCCAAACUCUGAUUUUGGCUACUCCUUUGUUCCAUCUUCAGGAGCAUUUGGUGGUUUGAUCUUAAUGUGGAAUUAUGUUCUUGUCAAAUCGGCUAACAUAUUGCAGGGGUCAAGAUGGCUUUCUAUGGACUUCAUAUGGUUUGGUAAACCUAUCAGACAUAUUCUCGUUUAUGCAAGUAACUCAGCUGCUGAUCGCAUCUUAUUUUGGGAUACUUUGAAGCCAUUAACGGCUUUUACGGGACUUGUUAUUUUAAGUGGCGAUUUUAAUGAAGUGAUUGAUAUUUCAGAAAGAACAAAUUAUUCUGGUUAUAAUGCGUCCAUGCUAGCCCUAAAAGACUUCAUAAACAGUUCUGAGCUUAUGGAUAUUCCUCUCCAAGGUCGAGCCUUCACUUGGUAUAAUUCGUAUUCGAGGUCUCGCAUUGACAGAUGUUUUGUUUCUAGUAAUUCAGCAACCGAUUGGCCGUUUCUUUCUCUCACAGCUCUGCCUAGAGGCCGUUCCGACCACACUCCGAUUCUCUUUAAGUCUGAUAAUGAUUACGACUGGGGACCAAAACCGUUUCGAUCCAUUAACGCCUGGUGGGACAACGCUGAUUUUGAAAAAUUCGUUUCAAGUUCUUGGAAUCUUCUUUCUUCUCUAGGCAAAAAUCAGAAUCUAGUGUACAAACUGAAAAUAUUUCGACAGCUUAUUAAGGAAUGGAAUUUGAACGUUUUUGGGAAUCAAUCUAAGCACAUAACUGAGCUGUCUAACCUUAUUAAUUCUCUUGAAACUGCCCAAGAUACAAGAGUUUUAAAUAAUUCAGAGCUCGAACAGCUUGUUUCAUGGAAAAAUGAAUUAUGGAAGGCCGAACAACAUAUGGACUCGAUAUGGGCUCAAAAAUCUCGCAUUAACUGGUAUUUGAAAGGAGACAGAAACACUAAGUUUUAUCAUAGUGUUGCUUCGGUUCAUUACCGAAGCAAUUUCAUUUCUGAAAUUGAAUCGGACUCUACUGUUUACACGACUCCUACCGAUAUAAGACUGCACAUCAGGAACUAUUUCAGCAAUCUUUUCUCAAGUAAUAAUGACUUGAACUUUGAUCUUUCAAACCUCCAUUUCAAGUCGGUCUCCUCUUCUUAUGCUGCCCAGUUGAUAAAGCCUUUUACCGAGCUGGAAAUCUAUAAUGCACUUUCCUCUUGUGGUAUGUCAAAAGCCCCGGGACCCGACGAGUUUAAUUUCUUCUUCUACCGCAAAGCUUGGAGUUAUUUGAAGCAUGACAUUAUGAAUAUGUUCAGUAGUUUUUAUAAUACUUCUCGUCUGCCCAAAGGUUUAAAUUCUUCAUUCAUGGUCCUCAUUCCGAAAGUGACAGGUUCAAAUAAUCUUAAGGAUUACAGACCAAUCAGCCUCGUCAAUGGUAUUUAUAAACUUCUCUCAAAGGUCUUGUCCUGUAGAUUAGCUCCUAUUUUUCCUUCCAUUAUUUCGGACAAUCAAAAUGCUUUCAUUAAAGGACAGAGCAUUCUUGAUUGCUCCUUGAUUGCUAAUGAUCUCCUGCAUUUAGCAAACAAACGGAAAGAUAAGCUCUGGAUUCAAAACUGUCUAGCCACGGGUUUUACGUCUGUUUUGGUUAACGGAAGUCCGGUCAGUCCUUUUAGAUUGCAGCGCGGGGUUCGUCAAGGAGACCCUAUUUCACCGUUUCUUUUUGUCAUUGCCUUGGAAAGUCUUAACAGUAUUCUGACGAAAGCGAUGGAUAUUGAGCUGAUACGGGGGUUCAGUUUCGACGUUAAUUCAGCUCCUAUUUCGCAACUACAAAUUCGCUGA
This is a messenger RNA of Mercurialis annua (annual mercury), 1959 nucleotides long. RefSeq lists its product as uncharacterized. NCBI's taxonomy places the organism in Eukaryota, Viridiplantae, Streptophyta, Magnoliopsida, Malpighiales, Euphorbiaceae. Bases 1 to 1959 code for a protein of 652 amino acids. The record is from RefSeq and is a predicted model, not a curated record. Gene Ontology annotation, molecular function: catalytic activity. The transcript is spliced from 2 exons.